AUUAAAAAAAUCAUUGAAUUUAUGAGAGAAUAUGUGAGGGAUAGACUGAGUUUGAAAACGCCUUGCUCGUGUGUAGAUAUUUCGCCCUCAAGGUCUCAACUGGCUACUUGUAGUGGUAGGUACCUGAGAGAAAAAUGGCCGGUUUUCUCACAUCGUUUCUUCAAAUUCAAUCACCGGUAUUUCUUCCAUAUUCACUUUCCUCAAUUCCUAAUUUGAAUGUUCCACAUCCAAGAUUAAGUAGCAGAAGAAGAGUAAGGAAAGCUCUACGUUUGGUUAUGGAAGCUAACUCCAGCAACGAAACUUCGACAAAAUUGGUUACUUUUCUGGGGAAAGGAGGUUCUGGAAAGACCACUGCAGCUGUCUUUGCUGCACAGCUCUAUGCAAAAGCAGGGCUUAGGACAUGUUUGGUGACACAUUCUAUGGACCUCACAGCCGAAUACCUUCUGAAUUGUAAAAUUGAAACUACUCCGAUCAUGUGUAGCGACAACCUUUCAGUAGCUAGGUUGGAAACAACUAAAAUGCUCCUUGAUCCACUUAAGCGGCUGAAGAAAGCUGAUGCUCGUAUUAACAUCACACAAGGGGCCCUUGAAGGGAUCGUUGGGGAAGAACUGGGCGUACUUCCUGGAAUGGAUUCUAUACUUACUGUUUUUGCCCUGGAAAAGUUUGUGGGAACCUUAGGAAUUAAAGCCCUGAAAACUGAUUACAAGGACAAGUUUGAUGUAGUCAUAUAUGAUGGUAUAAGUGCCGAAGCAACUUUACGAAUGAUAAGUGCUGCAAGUAGUGUAAGGCUAUAUGUUAAAUAUCUACGUAGCAUAGCUGAAAAAACUGAUUUUGGAAGAUUAGCUGGUCCAUCAGUGUUAAGAUUGAUAGAUGAGGCCAUAAAUUCGAGUGGAGGCAGCUCCACUUUUAAUGGAAAAUUGAGUUCGGAGAUAUGGGAUUCUCUUGAGAGGAUUCUUGAGAGAGGGGCUUCUACCUUUGCAGAUCCGCAACAGUUUGGCUGCUACAUUGUAGCAGAUCCAUGCAAUCCCAUCUCUAUGAAUACUGCAUUGCGUUAUUGGGGUUGUACAAUCCAAGCUGGGUCAAAUAUUUCUGGUGUACUAGGCAAAGCUUCUCAAGAGUUUUCUGUGGAAUCUGUGGAAAGUGUCAAAGAAAGCUUCUUGCCUUUGCCAUUUGCUUUCAUCCCAAAUCUUCCAAAAUAUUCUUCCUUGGAUUGGGAUACGAUAAUGUCACAUACUGAGAGUAAGAAUGCAAGAGAUCUGCUGAUUGAGAAGCCUAGCAACAUUCUGUCACCAGUCAAGUUUGAUCCAUUGAGGAAGUGUGUCACUCUUUUCAUGCCUGGUUUUUCCAAGUCAGAGAUCAAGCUGUAUCAGUACCGGGGUGGAUCAGAGUUGCUGGUGGAAGCCGGGGACCAGAGGAGAGUCAUCAAGCUACCUCGUGAAAUUCAAGGAAAGGUAGGAGGUGCUAAGUUUACUGACAGAAGUCUUAUAAUUACAAUACAAUAGUGAUUCUCUCAGGAGGUGCUAAGUUCCGAGACAAAAAUCUUGUAGUUAGAAUACAACAGUGAUUCUCUCACGGCACUUGAUACAGCGUUGUAGUAUGUAUGAGCACAUUAAUAAAUAUUCGAGUUGUAUGUAACUUUUUUGUUGGCCUAAACUUUAAAAUCAUGAUUUUUCCCUUU
Messenger RNA from Beta vulgaris subsp. vulgaris (sugar beet), 1678 nucleotides. RefSeq lists its product as hypothetical. The transcript is spliced from 7 exons. The record is from RefSeq and is a predicted model, not a curated record. NCBI's taxonomy places the organism in Eukaryota, Viridiplantae, Streptophyta, Magnoliopsida, Caryophyllales, Amaranthaceae. The coding region runs from base 135 to 1502 and encodes 455 amino acids.